CUCUCCGAUGCUCAUAUUUGGGCUUCUGUGAACUCGAUGCUCCACCCCAACCCCCUUUGCUCCAGCCUUAUUUAAGGGGAGCCCCUCCAUCAGCCACUUUGUCCCAGUGGAAGCAUCAGUCUUGUGCGAUACAACCUGACCAUCCCAGAAACCAACCAUGUGUGACGACGAAGAGACCACCGCCCUUGUGUGCGACAACGGCUCUGGCUUGGUCAAGGCUGGAUUUGCCGGAGAUGACGCUCCACGUGCUGUCUUCCCUUCCAUUGUUGGAAGGCCCCGCCACCAGGGUGUGAUGGUGGGUAUGGGUCAGAAAGACAGCUACGUCGGUGAUGAGGCCCAGAGCAAAAGGGGUAUCCUGACUCUGAAGUACCCCAUUGAGCACGGCAUCAUCACCAACUGGGACGACAUGGAGAAGAUUUGGCACCACACCUUCUACAACGAGCUCCGUGUGGCCCCUGAGGAGCACCCCACCCUCCUCACUGAGGCCCCCCUCAACCCCAAGGCCAACAGGGAGAAGAUGACCCAGAUCAUGUUCGAGACCUUCAACGUCCCCGCCAUGUAUGUGGCUAUCCAGGCUGUCCUGUCCCUGUACGCUUCUGGCCGUACCACCGGUAUUGUGCUGGACUCCGGUGAUGGUGUGACCCACAACGUCCCCAUCUAUGAGGGUUACGCUCUCCCCCACGCCAUCAUGCGUCUGGAUCUGGCCGGUCGCGAUCUGACUGACUACCUGAUGAAGAUCCUGACUGAGAGAGGCUACUCUUUCGUCACAACUGCUGAGCGUGAGAUCGUGCGUGACAUCAAGGAGAAGCUGUGCUACGUGGCUCUGGACUUCGAGAAUGAGAUGGCCACCGCUGCCUCCUCCUCCUCCCUGGAGAAGAGCUACGAGCUUCCCGACGGUCAGGUCAUCACCAUUGGUAACGAGCGUUUCCGCUGCCCCGAGACCCUCUUCCAGCCAUCCUUCAUUGGUAUGGAGUCUGCUGGUAUCCAUGAGACUGCCUACAACAGCAUCAUGAAGUGCGACAUUGACAUCCGCAAGGACCUGUACGCCAACAACGUCCUCUCCGGUGGUACCACCAUGUACCCUGGUAUUGCUGACCGUAUGCAGAAGGAGAUCACCGCUCUGGCCCCCAGCACCAUGAAGAUCAAGAUCAUUGCUCCCCCUGAGCGUAAGUACUCCGUCUGGAUCGGCGGCUCCAUCCUGGCCUCCCUGUCCACCUUCCAGCAGAUGUGGAUCACCAAGCAGGAGUACGAUGAGGCAGGCCCCUCUAUUGUCCACAGGAAGUGCUUCUAAGCCAGCAAACCUCCGUUCAGUCAUACAUUUGUACUGUCUUUUAAUGUAUAUACAUGUCCUGUUGUAAUAAAAGUGGAUCAUUAAAACAUCA
This is a messenger RNA of Astyanax mexicanus (Mexican tetra), 1382 nucleotides long. It is a transcript of the gene actc1b, whose product is annotated as actin alpha cardiac muscle 1b. The transcript has 9 exons. NCBI's taxonomy places the organism in Eukaryota, Metazoa, Chordata, Actinopteri, Characiformes, Acestrorhamphidae. The record is from RefSeq and is a predicted model, not a curated record. The coding region runs from base 158 to 1291 and encodes 377 amino acids.